Molecule: messenger RNA, 801 nt
Organism: Diprion similis
Lineage: Eukaryota; Metazoa; Arthropoda; Insecta; Hymenoptera; Diprionidae
Gene: ND-19
Product: NADH dehydrogenase [ubiquinone] 1 alpha subcomplex subunit 8
Exons: 3
Coding region: 139-666 (175 amino acids)
Biological process (GO): mitochondrial electron transport, NADH to ubiquinone
Source: RefSeq, a predicted model, not a curated record
GCUGUUGCAGAUGCGAGUGAAUAGGUCGAGGGGGUUUAUUUGCGACAUUGGGGUUGUUGCGCGAAUUCUCGAGGAUUCUGAAAAUAAGUUAAUUAGGUUCUAUUGAAAAGCGGCCGCCUACCGAUACGAAGGUACAAAAUGGUUAUCACGAGUUCAACGUACCUGCCUACCGAGGAGGAACUGACGGUUGAAGAGGUUAACGUUGGUACAGCAUCUCUGCGCGCCGCAUCCUUUCAUUUGGGCAAACACUGCGAGCACCAUAAUAACGAGUUUAUAUUGUGCCGAGAAGAAGAGGAUGAUCCUAGACGUUGUUUGAACGAAGGCAAGGCAGUGACGGCGUGUGCCCUGGAUUUUUUUCGAAAAAUAAAGAAAACUUGUUACGAUGAAUUUACUCAGUACGCCACGUGCCUUGACAAGAGCAGUGGGGACAUGUCAUUUAAUCGUUGUCGAUUGACACAAGCCGUCUAUGACAAAUGUGUCUUGGAUAAUCUGAAUAUAGAGCGUCCAUCGUUUGGAUAUUUCUGCGAAGUAAAGGUCCACGAUUCGCCUAGACCCAAACCACCAGCUGAGCCGAAGGCGGUUUACCCCGAUGCUGCGCCAAAGUUACCGGACGACGCCCCACGCCCACCAGCACGUUACGGCGCAAGAUCCAUAUUUGGAAACUAAAUACACAUAGCGUGGAAUCAAUUUCUUAUUAACUAUUUAUAGAACAUAGUGUGCAGAUUGUGUACUAUAUUAUAUUGUAGUGCUCAACUCUUGUGUACAGGUAAUGUGUAAAUACAAUCUAUACCUGUGCUAUAA